UCACAUGCAAAUAUAUGUAUGUAUGUAUUAUGUUUGGUAUGAGAAUGUGAUGGAUGGAUCCCACAACCUUUCUCUACUUCAAUUCACCUUCACAUUCACCUGGACCUGGUGCAUCUCUGCUUCAAACUCCCAUCUCCCUCUGAUUCGUUCCCAUUCAUCAACACCAUGACCUCUAUGUUGCAGAGCUUCCACAAGGAGAAAUCUCUUCCAGUUUCUCAUAACACCACACAGGACCCACCACCACCAACAGCCGGAGCCGGAAUGCGCCGAAGGAUCUCCUCUAUGACAUUCCAGAUCCAACCGCCGACGAUGUCAGACACUACCGCGUGGGCGUUGCGCAGCUCCAAAUCGGUGUCUUCAAUGGGGGAAUCGGCGUCUACCUCCAUCAAGACCUGGUGGGCUCGUGGCUGGGGAUGGAUCCUUUCCAGAAAACCAGUAUUCGCACAGGAUCUGGAGAUGAAUCAAGAAGAAACCUCCGUUCUCGGUUGCCAUAACAAAGGUAGCUUGAGACACAUCCUCUACAAGUUCAGAUCCGAGAUCCGAAAGCUCGUCGGAUCUGAUCAAGCCGGACUUCCUCAGACCAUCCGUUCAAAGUCCUACAGUUCCGCCAUUUGAGCAUAGCACCAAAGGUUAGUUGAAAAUCAGAAUCCAUUUUCCAGCUACAUAUUCACUUGAUGUAUCGAUUAUUCCUAUACUUUGCUGUAAAUUAGAGAGUGAUUAUAAACAUAAGACAAGUAAUACACCAUUUCGCCGGUGACCACCGUCCGUUCGGCAGCAAAAACCCGAUGUCGGCGGAUAAUUUUUCAUUUUUGCCACUGAAUUCUUAUAAACAUUCGUAAUAUUUGUAAUACUUUUGAGUUUUGAUUCCUUGAUAUGGGUUUCUCAGCUUUGUUA
Messenger RNA from Lactuca sativa (garden lettuce), 894 nucleotides. RefSeq lists its product as uncharacterized. The record is from RefSeq and is a predicted model, not a curated record. NCBI's taxonomy places the organism in Eukaryota, Viridiplantae, Streptophyta, Magnoliopsida, Asterales, Asteraceae.